Molecule: messenger RNA, 603 nt
Organism: Glossina fuscipes
Lineage: Eukaryota; Metazoa; Arthropoda; Insecta; Diptera; Glossinidae
Exons: 3
Coding region: 125-577 (150 amino acids)
Source: RefSeq, a predicted model, not a curated record
AAGCAUCUUUUAACUUACUUGACUUAUCUUAAUUUUUCAUUUACUGGUAUUAGGAAUUUUAUAUAAUUUAAUUAUCGUGCGGUAAAUUAAUGGGAUUUCGGUGAUCUUAAUUUUAUAAGAAACUAUGUCUAAACGUAAUGUAACAUACCUUAAGCCCCAAGAUCCUAGUUUUUUGGCUAAAUUGAAGCAGCAAAUCGGUUAUAAAGAAGGACCCACUAUAGAAACAAAGCGUCAAAAAUUGGACGAUUUGUCAUCAGAAUCCCAUUCAAAAGAAUAUAGACCAGAGCGCGAAGACGAGAAACCCCAAAUUGUCGUAUUGCAGAGCGGCGAUUUAACUGCAGAAGAAGUGGCUAUUGAAGAGGAACGUUUGGCUAAAGAGUUAGCAGAAGCACCAGCGGAUCUCAGUCAGCCUAUUACAUUUCGUCGCGGCAAACCUAAAGAAAAUUGUAAAACAAAAAGUGAAGCAUCUUCAGUUUGUAGCAAACAACAAAGUAGCCAAGCAAAGAGCACAGUUAAGAAAAGUAAAAAGUCCAGUAAUACGGGUAAAUUGUCCUUUAACGUUGAUGACGAAGAAUAAAACUUUUAUCUACAAUUAAAUAACGC